AUGGUUGUUGGAGUUGGAUCUAAGCAUAUUGUUGGAAGCUUUAUAGAGGUUAUUGAACAACAAGAUUGGCAAGGUCUUUGGGCUGGAAACACCAUCAAGAUGCUUCAUAUGAUCCCUACGCAAGUGCUAGAGUUUGGUUCUUUUGAGUUUGUAAAACAUGAAAUGACAGCAACACAAGAGAAAUGCAAAAAAGAUGGUUGCCUUAAGUUACAGAUUGGUCAUAUCAAUAUUGAACUCUCCUUUCCCUGGAUCUACUCGAUUGCUGUUGGUGGCGCCGCUGCGGCCAUUGUAAGCACUUUCAUGUGCCAUCCUCUUGAAGUUGUCAAGGAUCGCUUGAUUAUGAAUCAAGAUCUUUACCCCAGCAUCAACCUGAGCAGCUGA
Dioscorea cayenensis subsp. rotundata (Guinea yam) is the source of this 381-nucleotide messenger RNA. Its product is annotated as probable mitochondrial adenine nucleotide transporter BTL1. NCBI's taxonomy places the organism in Eukaryota, Viridiplantae, Streptophyta, Magnoliopsida, Dioscoreales, Dioscoreaceae. Bases 1 to 381 code for a protein of 126 amino acids. The transcript has a single exon. The record is from RefSeq and is a predicted model, not a curated record.